GAGGUCAAGUUUUCUGUAUACACGCCAACAAUAUCUCCUCCACUCGCGUCGUGCAUGACUAAGCAGAGAAAAAGCGGUUUGUUUACCUUUUUCCCCAUUGGGAAGCGAAGCCCUCUCUGGCAAACAACCCGACCGUUUCCUGCUCCACUAUCAUUUAUUUCAUCGAACAUUUAUAUAGGCGCUCAUUCUAUGUGCUGGUAUUAUCCGGUCUUGCAGACCCGCCAUUUUUUCCUGGCUUUUAAUCGAUACAUUCCCGAGCCCUGAUUAUUUCUCCAACAUGGUCGGAGCAACACGCUCCCAGGCCCCUGCGCGCAGCUUGCGAAGCGGCAUGAUACGGCCCCCUCAGAGAACUACGAGGGCCUCUAUUCUUAGCGAGCGAGCAGAUUCCCCAGCCACUGCACUCAGGCCUUCCAAUACAAAUACCACUCGUUCGAUUCGAUCACCCAGCGUACACCCAACUACAGGGCUGAAGCGGAAGGAAAGAGAGUUUGAGCCUCAACCCGUCCAGCGCACAAACAUUCAUGUUGUUGUACGGUGUCGCGGUAGGAAUGAUCGAGAAAUCAAGGAAAACAGCGGCAUGGUUGUGUCAACCCAAGGAGUCAAGGGGACAAAUCUAGAGCUGUCCAUGGGGCCAAAUGCGAUGGGAAACAAAGAGUACCACUUCGACAAGGUGUUUUCUCCUGCUGCGGAUCAAUCAAUAAUUUAUGAGGAUGUUGUGGCCCCAAUUUUGAAUGAGAUGCUCUCAGGAUUCAAUUGUACUAUAUUUGCAUAUGGCCAAACCGGAACUGGAAAAACCUAUACGAUGUCUGGUGAUAUGGAUGACACGCUUGGUUUGUUAUCAGAUGCAGCUGGCAUCAUCCCGCGGGUACUCUAUUCCCUCUUUAAAAAACUUGAGGAUAUGGAACAUUCUGUCAAAUGCUCAUUUAUCGAGUUGUACAACGAGGAACUACGAGAUCUUCUUUCCUCAGAGGACGGUACAAAGCUGAAAAUAUACGAGGAUGGGGCAAAAAAAGGCAAUCACGGUACUAUGGUACAGGGCCUGGGUGAAACUUACAUUCACUCUGCUUCUGCUGGUAUCAAGUUGCUUCAAGAGGGCAGCUACAAACGACAAGUAGCAGCUACAAAAUGCAAUGAUUUGAGUUCUCGAAGCCACACAGUGUUCACGAUCACUGUGUUUGUCAAAAGAAAGACCGAAAAGGGCGAAGAAUAUAUAAGCAGUGGGAAACUUAACCUAGUGGACUUGGCUGGCAGCGAGAAUAUCCAACGUAGUGGCGCGGAGAAUAAGAGAGCCACCGAGGCGGGGUUAAUCAACAAGAGCUUGCUCACUCUAGGAAGGGUAAUUAAUGCUCUGGUAGAUGGAGGUCCUCAUAUACCCUACAGGGAAUCCAAACUUACCAGACUGCUUCAAGAUUCUCUGGGUGGCCGUACGAAAACGUGUAUUAUAGCCACGGUAUCACCCGCAAGGAGCAAUCUGGAGGAAACCAUUUCAACAUUAGAUUAUGCUUUCCGCGCGAAGAAUAUUCGCAACAAGCCCCAGAUCAACUCCACUAUAUCCAAGAAAACUAUGCUUCGAGAAUUUACGACAGAGAUUGAGAAAUUGAAGACCGAGCUGAUAGCGACACGGCAAAGAAACGGUGUCUACCUUUCGUCCGCAGCAUACGAGGAAAUGACUAUCGAAAGCGAGUCUCGUCGCAUCCUUACAGAGGAGCAAAGAGCAAAGAUCGAAACAAUGGAAGCCAACCUCAAGAAUAAAGUUCAAGAGCUCUUUACUUUAACUAGCAAUUUUAAUGACCUGAAGAAGGAUAAUGAUUCCACCAAACUUUUACUGGACCAAACGGAAGAUUUACUGGAGAAAACGGACAUUGUGCUUAAUAAUACGAAGAGGAGCUUGGAGGAAGAAUCCAUGCUACGAAAAGCUCACGAGGAAACCGAGGAAAGCCUAUAUAACAUUGGAACCCGUUUGAUAUCGACUCUGGGGAAGUCUGUUUCCGAUGUUGACUGCCUCCACUUGAAGCUUCGACGACGGUCGGAUCUGCACACAUUGAAUAGGAAAAUAUGGCAAUCAUCUACCUCGGAAGUAUUGGAUAUGUCGAAAGUGGUGGACGAGCGAAUAGCGACAUUCCAAUACAAACAAUCUAAAUUACUUGAAGAUUUGACUAUUAGGAUGGAAGAUUUUGUCGCCCAGGAGUUAGAGCGAGUCAAGGCUGGUCAUUCUCUUAUUUCUCAGUCAGAAACUUCGUUCGAGAACGUAGAAACGGCCACCAAGGCGCAUACAACUGAAUGUCGAGAUGAAAUGAAUGAAGUCCUUGAAGAAAUUAAAAUUUUGCGUGAAGACGUCAAACAGAGAGUUGGCGAGGGAUUGAGUGGACUUUCUACCGCAGCAGAAAGGAUAUCCGGUGAAGUAAUAAAUGAGCUUGGGCAAUUUCAUCGCCAACUCCAUUCCUCGUACAUAUCCCUAGGCGAGGAAUUUAAGUCUGUCAUUGAUACACUUGUCAGUAGCCUCCAUUCGCAAAAGGAUGAUAUUCACAGGCUUCGAAAACUGGUGCAUGAAGCGAACACCCAAGCAGCCAGAGCGAGCGAAGACGCGAUGUUGAAGCUGCAGACCACUCUUGAUGAAGAGCGAACCGCUGCUGAAACAGAGCGCGCCACCCUGUUAUCGGGUAUAAAAAUGCUCUUGGAUAAGUCAGGUAAAACACAGUCGGCACGACUGGACACGAAGGUGAACAACAUCCGAUCGGAUAUGGCAGCUUCGCACGCUUUACUAAAAGAGGCCGACGUUGAAUUCGGCGAGCACAUGGACGAGUGGGAGUUGCAAGAGAAUAAAGUUAUCACGGAAGCUCUUGCAUCGGAGUCAACAGUUCAAAAACGGAUCGAUGAUGACUGGAUGAAUUUUGGUGCCCGAAAUAAUAAAAUCCAGGAAACAGCGAGAGCGGUACAUCGGGAGACCGAGAUGAUUGUUAACACUCAGAUGGAAGGAAUUGCUACACAAAUGCAAGCUUUAGAUGCUUUCGUCAUGAGAGCAAGGUCACAAAAUGAUAGCCAUCACGAGUCACGGAUCUCCACCUUAGAGAAUCUUGGAUGUAAUAUUCGUGAAUCAUACAAGGACAUUCAUAACACCCUGGAUGUGUUCGGCACCCAAGCUACAACAUUCCGGCAUGAAAUUCUUGAUGAGAAUGAAGUAAUUCAAGAGCCCAUUGACAAUCUCACCGUGGAUAUUAGGAAACCCCUUGCGGAGCUGCAAUCAAACAUUCAAUCCAAGUCGCUUACAGAAUAUACCAAGACUGGAGAGACCCCUGAAAAAACGCAGUAUGACUACCCAUCCACGCUGCCGCGAACCGAACCACAUGAUUCCCUCAUUGCUAGGAUGCGGGGAACCAAGGAACAACAUGAAAAUUCAACGAAUACCGACGCUUCUGCCACUGUGCCUUCUUCUCCUGGGCUAUGCUCUCCUAUUAAGUCGCCCACUAAGGCCAUGGUAUACCAAGAUGGCGGCAACGAGGUAGGAUCCAAAAGUCCUCCCACCAAUAUGAACGUCAAGCCAACAUCAUCCUCGUCUGCGGGGCUUAGGGAGGUCGAUAUAAACGUCGCCGCGAAACAGCUCUCUAGCGCUUCUUUCUCACAUUCUACCGAUUUUUCGUCAUCACUGAGAUCAUGCCCAGAUGAAGCCCCUGGAGAUACUGCGUGUAAAGAUCUCAUUCCUCCUCCAUCGAAGAGACGUAUUACAUCAUCACCGCUAGCUACGUCUGGCAUUAUUAUAGGAGAUAGUAAAUUACCUCAAAAGCUCAUGGGUAGGAGGAACCCCACGCUGAAUGGUCUAGGGAUGAUCACAGAGGGCGGGGAAAAUAUUCCCUUGUCGAUACAGUACGAGAACCAGCUCGCACAAGGCCGGAGGUUAAGACGGCACCCUACUUGAUUUCAUUGUUGGCAGGGAUAGUAUAGUUUUCUUUUCUAUUCUUUCCUUUUUGUUUUUCUUUUACUUUCUUUUUUCUUUUACCUUUCAUUCUUUCUGUCCCCUUUCAUUUGGUUUUAACCUCUGUGUAGUACUUAGAUUCUCGGGGAUUCUUUGUUGCUUUUCUGCUUUACAAUCUGUCACGGGAGUCAGUAGGCGUCAUUGGGUAUCAUUGGCGAGACGAUUAUGCAGAGAAUUGUCAUGUUGUCCUCACUUCUCAAGUAAAUUUUAUCUAGUAUUCCCGCGUCGGUUGCAUUCGUGAAUUCCUUCAAUAACUACUAUAAUAAUUGACUCCUAGAUAUUAUCGGAUGACGUCCCCCAGAUUUAUAAUGAGCUCUGCGGAGGAUUGAAAUGAAGUGCAUUAUAUUUAUCCAAUCUAAACCGUGGUUCUAAAUAUUUACAUCUCCAAUGCAGGUCAAACAACAGGGAGGAGAAGCAUAUCGAAAUUAAAACAACAUUCAAUUAACCAGAAAUCUUCCCAUAUCAAACGCCUCCUGUAGUCUAAGUUAGGAUAAGUAAAUAAAACCACCUAUUGGCCACGCUAUAAAUCAGUGCAAA
Blastomyces gilchristii SLH14081 is the source of this 4507-nucleotide messenger RNA. Its product is annotated as kinesin family member 11. The record is from RefSeq and is a predicted model, not a curated record. Bases 278 to 3913 code for a protein of 1211 amino acids. Gene Ontology annotation, molecular function: plus-end-directed microtubule motor activity; microtubule binding; ATP binding. Gene Ontology annotation, cellular component: spindle microtubule; nucleus. Gene Ontology annotation, biological process: mitotic spindle assembly; microtubule-based movement. The transcript has 5 exons. Lineage: Eukaryota; Fungi; Ascomycota; Eurotiomycetes; Onygenales; Ajellomycetaceae.